Messenger RNA from Hyalella azteca, 2503 nucleotides. Its product is annotated as mitochondrial E3 ubiquitin protein ligase 1. Bases 31 to 1056 code for a protein of 341 amino acids. Lineage: Eukaryota; Metazoa; Arthropoda; Malacostraca; Amphipoda; Hyalellidae. The record is from RefSeq and is a predicted model, not a curated record. Gene Ontology annotation, biological process: organelle organization; protein ubiquitination. Gene Ontology annotation, molecular function: ubiquitin-protein transferase activity. The transcript has 9 exons.
CAAAUUGUAAAGUUCCAGGGCAUAAGCAACAUGUGGCCAGAAAGUUUAACAGCAGAAAUUUUGGGUGCAUGUAUCUGUGGAGGAUGCAGUUACCUCCUCUUCAGGAGCUACCACAGUCAAGUGUCUCUCACUGAGAGACUGAAGGCUGCUCCUGAUUUUCGAUCAAGCAACAUAGUCAAUCAGACAGGCCAGGUUAUGAUGGCCGGCACUACUGGCUUCCUCUAUGGCACAGUUAAACCUGCUUCUGGACUAACCAUCAGAGCUGACUCUAGCAGUAAAAGUCAGCAGAAAGUCACUGGUGUCUUCUCUAGAAGAACUGUUUCUGAAAUGAUGAUGACACAAAUAUUUGGUCUGUGGUCCACAAAUGAACGUAUUGUUAAUGUAGAGCAUGAAGCUGUUCCUUUUCUUAUUGUGGAUGGCAACCUACAAGUACAGAUCAGUGAACCCCUCAGACUGGAGAGCGUGCCUCUGCAAGUUGUUGCAGAAUCCUAUGAGCCUUCCAAUGCGAGCUUUUUUUCAUCACUUAUUUCAGUGAUUCAAGGCUAUCAUCUGACCGGUGUCAAACACACUCAGGAGAUGCUGGUGUCGGACACGGAGGUGGUAGGGCUUGGGCGGCUGGUGCUCAAGUCGUCUGGCUUUCACCUCGAGCCUGACUCAUCACUGCCCUUCCUGGUGUCUGCUCAUGGUAGAGAGAGCAUUAUCCAGUCUUACGAGAUGUGGAUCCCGUACCUCAAGAUUGGCUCUUGGAUAUUUGGAUUGGCGUCCGCAGCGUUUGUAGGCAGGCUGGUGUACCGACGGGUGCGUCGCUGGGUCGAGGACUGGCGCAAGCGCGACGAAGAGCGCGCAUACAACGUCGCCCUGCGCGCCGCUGAAGGCGCUGCGGCAGAGGAUCUGCCAGCUAAGCUCAGCUGCAUCACGUGCUUUGGGCUACGUAACGCCGUACUCGUGCCUUGCUCCCACGUGCUCGUGUGCCUUAAUUGCGUGAAGCAGCUUAAGGGGCAGUGCCCGACAUGUCGUGCUGACAUACGCUCUGUACAGCCGCUCAUUUUUUCUUGAUUCAUGAUACCCGUAAAUUAUUGGCUACUGAUAUUGAUCAGCAUAAGAGUUGAUUUAAAUGACGUUUCAUUUUACUUUAUUUUUAGACUACGGCGAUUGUAAACAUUUUUUAUAAUAAAUAUGCGUUUAGACUUGAUUAAAAUUUUAUUACUGCCAGAAUUUAAAGAUUGUAUAUGUGUAAAAAGUUCCUGCUCUUUCCCAGUAUACAGAGAUUAUAUAUUAUGUAAGUAAGGUAAAUGAGAGGUGUUCCAUCGAUUGGUUCAUUUCUGUAGUAACGUAUUCAUCCAAUACAGAAAUACGCUUUUGUUUGGGAUGAAUGCUUAUAUGUUCUGAGGUCGAAUAGAGUUAAUCAUAAACGAUUCUAUGUCAGAAUUACAGGUUGAUUUGUGAUCAGGCAUAGCGUUGUAAUUAGUCACUGUACGCAUGAUUGCUAUAAAUCUGUAUAAUUAAAUGAUUAGUUCGACGUACUUGCGCGCUCAAUGCCCAUGCAAUGUUCUUGUCGUGUGGAACUAUUGUUUCAGCCAAGGCAUUUUAUAAAGAAUUGUUCCUCGAUAGCGUUUAUAAUCUCCGAUAUUCUUCCGUGUGUUUGCUUGCUAAAAUAUUCUUUUAACAUGGUCACAUGCGAUGCUUUUUGAAGCGAUCCGUAUUCAUGGUUUCGUUGUUCUGUUUUUGAAGGUUUUGAAGUACGAGUGGUUCUUUGUAACGAAACAAAGACUGAAUACAUUGCUUGUGGACAAAGCCGGGAUAAUUUCUUCUGUUAGUUGACUCGUUUUUUCUUUGUCUCCUAUUCACAGGCAUCACCUGAUUGUUGACGCGUUGUAGCUGUCAAGAGAUGUCCCUUUAUUAGUACCUAUGUAAACUCUAAGUCUCUUUUCGCCAAUUCACUUAAUCACGUAUUCAGGCUUAGGCUUAGGCUUGUGUGAUAACUUAUUAACAUUACUGAAUAAUCUCUGAUGAGAUUCUGUGUCUCGGUUAUUGUUUUUCACUUUUUUCAUUUUUUAUCCUUAUUGUAACGCUGUCUCAAUUGUUGCUAUAUUGAGAGAAUUUCAUAUUUGUGUAUGGUAAGAGAGACGUUAAUCUUGAAGCGAAGAUACUUGUCUUUUACAGCAUGUAUCUUGCAUUGAAGAAAAGGAAAACAUUGUACACAAAGAAAAGUUUGAAGAGAUAACAUUCUACACUAUGAGAUAGCAUUGUACACUAUGCGUAUGAAAUAGCAUGUCUCAGUAAUGACCAUCUAUGCUUUUUAAGAAGCCCGAACGUCAUUUGUUAGAUUUUAUUGCAUUGAGCCGUGUGCUGACGUAGCUUCUUACUACUACGUUUAUAUACGCAUUUGAUUUCAUUUCAGUUACAUUAUGAUUAGAUGAAUAGCAAGCAGCUUGAUGGGACAGGUCACACCUGAAUGACCUGAUGCUCAUUGAUCAAUUAAAGACACCAAAAUCUGCCAGUU